Molecule: messenger RNA, 5284 nt
Organism: Epinephelus lanceolatus (giant grouper)
Lineage: Eukaryota; Metazoa; Chordata; Actinopteri; Perciformes; Serranidae
Gene: ppp1r26
Product: protein phosphatase 1, regulatory subunit 26
Biological process (GO): negative regulation of phosphatase activity
Molecular function (GO): protein phosphatase inhibitor activity
Source: RefSeq, a predicted model, not a curated record
UCGUGUAUUAUUGCAAUAUUAACAGAUACAUUAGACAUAUCACUGUUUUGUAGUGUGACAAUGUAAAAUAUAAGCGUAGACUACACAUUUUCCGGGUAAACUACCGAUGUCACAUUUGAAAGGGUCCGUGCUUGGCUGGACUCUGGGUUGAAGGAAGCUUGUCCGCCCGGCAGUCGGAGCGGAGGGGGACUCGGCUGAGGGAGCUUCAGGCGGAGAGUGAGCUGGCGACGGACACUGAAAUAUCUCCACGGCGGCUUUCCUAACAUCUUAAAUCACCGGAGCGAUGAGCAUACUUCCACUGUAGCGGUUUCGUGUCAUAUCCAGAUUGAACAAUGUGAUUGUGAUCGGAGGCAGCUGCACUCCAAUGGUCAAGGACCUCUCCUCACUUCACUAGAAUGUACUUGAUGAAUGUGCCUCCUGUCGCAGCGACGCAAUCGGAAUGGAGAACAUGUGGUCCACCUGGAGGCUAUAGCCUUCCAAUCUGCUUCAAUGACUCUGACACUGAGUUGUCCACUAGAGGAGCACCUAUCUCCGAUAAGGUCCAGAUGAUCAUAGAGAGCCUUAGGAGCUCCCAGUCCUCACUCGAGAUGGGCGACGAGAUCGAGGGAAAUGUGCCACCAGGACAGGAAAGUCACCCCACAGUCUGCAAGGUUGCAGUGGGCUCUUAUGUGGGAGCCAAGUCCAAAACUAAAGGUCCCACUGAAAACCAACAUGUAGGUGUUUCCUCCCCAGUCAACCACGAGAGCACUGACUCUGACAGUGAUGAUUCUGUGGACAGAGGAAUUGAGGAGGCAAUCCUGGAAUACCUGAAGGAAAAGGAUGAUCACAAACGAAAGGGGGAAACAUGCUUCACCUUUCUCCAAUCAUCCAAAAUUCCCAGGAAAAGCCCACCUAUUCCUGAGGUUUCCAAACAGAACUCUGACAGCAAUACGUUUUUGAUUGCCAGUAGCCAGUUUCCCAAGAGUAUCAAAGUUGAGACUCCUACAUCAUCAGCUGUAAUACCUAUAAAAAAGUAUAUCAAGAACAAGGCUGCCCUAAAUGACGACACAGUUAAGAAACUGGAUUCAAAUAAAAGUACAGCUACCAAAAGUUUAGUCUUGCCAAAAGAGCAGACAAAGAGCCCCUCUAAAAUAAUUAGCCCCUUCAACAAAGUAAAGUGCCCGGUCACCAUUAAGGUGGAGGAAGACUCAAAUGAUUCCAGCAGUGAUGACGGCAUCGAGGAGGCCAUUCAGAGAUACCAGUUAGAGAAAAAGGAGCAGCAGAACAAAAGGGAAACUUUUAAUCCACACGCAUUCAAAGAUGAGUCUGACUCUACAAGCGAUGAUGGGAUUGAAGAAGCUAUUCGCUGCUAUCAGCUUGAGCAACUCAAAGAGAAAAGCACCCUGAAACCAUUCAUACACAAGCAAAAACCCUUAACUAAGUCAUUAAUUCAUAAUGUUGGAAAUACAAGCACGGAAAACAUGAAGAAACACAAACUGAGAAAGAAAAAGACCAGAGCGGAGAGAGAAGUAAAAUCUGUUCAACUUCCUCCUCCAUCUGUUUUCACACCCAAGAACACACCUUCAGAGAGCUCAAAGGGUAAAGGAAAUGGAUUGCUUUUGUUCAAAGUAGAAAGUUUUAAGGAUCAACCUACCCCUGCCCCUCCAAAGGUUAAUACAACUGCAGAGCUCAUGUGUGCAGAGGCAAUACUGGACAUCUCAAAAACUGUUAUGCCUGGGGCCUUCCAUCAUGGUGUCGGUCUUAGCACUUGUGCUCUGACCGAACCUUCCCUGCUAUCUUCACCUCCUGACAACUGCCCAGAUGAAGAAAGUGAUGGCAGUUCUAUUGAUAGUGAAGACGGAAUAGAGCAAGAAAUCAGGAAAUUUCUUGAGCAGAAGGCCCAAAUGCACAAACAGCCACUCACUGCCAUGACUCAAGAGCCUCCAAGUGUAAAUGAGCCAGAGAAAGUAAAAGCAAAACAAGUUGCAAUCCAAAAGAAACCUCAACGAUUGUCUUUGCUACAGCGAAGAAAACACCAAGAGGAAAAUUGUAGCAUCUCCAACACAUCAGGGACAGAUAACAAUGUUAAAGAAAUGGCCCCUGAACCUUCACUUGAGCAUGGAAAAGAAUCCAGCCCAUUAGUGCUUUCACAAGGAAGUCCAGCACACCCAAUAGCUGGAUUACACAAGAGAGAGCAAAGUGGAGACAAAAGCAGCUCACUUGACAGUGAUGAGGACCUAGACACGGCUAUAAAAGACCUGCUCAAGACAAAAAAGAAGUCGAAGAAGAAAACGAGAGAUUUAAAGCGGAAAUCAAGGAUGUGCCUCAAGGAUGAAGAACCACUGCUGGGGAAUGCUUUAGAGACCAAAAAGUUGAAAGCUGAUCCUAUUUCAAAGCGCAGUUCUUUGAAAAAAGUAGAAAGGAGUAAGGAUGACAUGAAAGACAAGUGUGGAUUGAGUAAAAAGAGCAUUUUACAACUUAAACAAACUAAUAAGAGUAAAGAGCAUGAAGGUCAAACAGCAACUGAGCGUCAGGACCCCCCAUUGCCACAGAAUGCACAGACUGCUCUUGAGAUAAAAGAAGAUAGCAGUUCAGUAGACAGUGAUGAUAGCAUAGAGCAAGAGAUCAGAAGGUUUCUGGCUGAAAAGGCCAAAGCAGAGAAAAGUAAAGAAGGAGAUGUAUCGAGAAACGGUACCAUCUUGGCUUGUACUCCACUGCAAGAUGAAGACAUUAAACAGGAAAAUCAGCUGGCUGAAAUUCCGAGAAAAAGUAUCAGUCCUCUCCCUGGACAAUCUCCCCUGAGGAGUCAGCCCCUUCCAGCGCCACAGAGUUUGCUGCCAGACGUCUCCACGAGUGCACAAUCCCAUCUGCCGUCAGUCCAGUCCUGCAGCCCCAGUCUUUUGGAGCCAGCAGACGGGGCGGGGGCUGCUAGAACUGAGCAAAGGAGGCCUAGCUCUGGGAGAGGUGACAGCCAGGAUGCCACCCCACAGACGGAGAGAGUUCGGCCAGUUCUGAGUCCUAGCAUUGCUCAUUCUCGCUCAGAGUCAAUCAAGUGGCGCCAGAGCUUUGGACUCCCUGCGACUGACACUAGGACUCUCAGUCGAACUCCAUUCCAUAUCACAUCAUCUAAAAUCAGCGAGGCUGCAUCAGCAGUUCCACCAUAUCAAAGCGGGGGCCCCAAAUCACAGACUCCAGUCAAUGUUUGGUCUUCUGCACGGACCAGCAGAGCACCUUUCCCCUGCUCUGCAGAGACAAAUGUAAAUACCACAUUCAGAUCCCCUGUUUUGAAUUUUUUGUCUACUGCCAGGCAUCCAAGGAUGUCCUUUGCACGGAGCCUUGCGCCUGGCCACAGGUCACAGUGCCCCGUAGAAGGAGAGACUGAGAGCAUGGUACAUAUACCUAAGGACAAGAGUGUGUUUGUUGAACUGGAAUCUAAUAGGACCAACCAUGUGCAGGUUCGAAGCAGGGAAAGGAACGAGGGAAAGGAGAGAGUGGACUUGCUAAGUGAGAAAAAAAGAGAAGGCGAGAGCAUGAAGAUAGAUAAUAAAGAAGUACAUCCAGAAAGAACAGAGGAAGAAUUUAUAGACGAGGCAAAUUGUGAGUCAGGCAACAGGAGAAAUCCAGACAAGAAGCAGGGCUUUUCCACAGUGUCUUUGUCCACUGCCAUUGACCCUGGCUUCACCUUCAGACCUUGCAUAGCUCUUACCACAGAGGAGAGAAGCAGCAUGUUCAAAAGGAGGUACCUGACUGAAAAAUGCAAGGAGGAGGUCUCUUCUCACAGGAGAGCUCCUGUGCAUAACAAGACUUUGAAACAUGUCAAAAGGAAGCUUCAGUUUGUUCCAGUCAACAGGAGCAAUGAAGCACCCAGCCACCACAGCAUAACAGAGCAGAAGACUGAAUUCUGCAUUUGAGCGAUGCACAUGGAUGAUGUGUGAUUGAACAGUAUUUUGCACUUUAUUGUUUAUUUAUGUAAGGGUUGCUGUCAGUGUUUAUAUUGUGGGAUAGUGGCAAUUUUAUUUUUAUUUUAUUUUGGUUUUUGGCCAUAGUACAUAGGAACAAGUUUAAGAUCACGUUUGCCGAUGCCAGUUAAGGGUAUUUCUUCUUUAACAGUGUUAAAGAACACAGCCCCUAAACUCGCACCUGAGCGUGGAAAAGAAUCCAGCCCAUUCAUAAAGAAGUCCAGCACACCCAAUUGCUGGAUUACACAAGAAAGAGCAAUAAAAUAAAAGACCUGCUCAAGACAAAAAAGAAGUCGAAGAAGAAAACGAGAGAUUGUCGCUGCUGAGAAAUACUAUAGAGACCAAAAAUUUCAAAGCUGAUCCUGUUUCCAAGCGUAAUUCUUUGAAAAAAGUAGAAAAGAGUAAGGAUGACAUGAAAGACAAGUGUGGAUUGAGUAAAAAGAGCAUUUUACAACUUAAACAAACUAAUAAGAACAAAGAGCAAUAUAUGUAUGAAUGUGAAAUAGCAACUGGGGGUGAGGACACCCCUGUUGCCACACAAUGCUCAGACUGCUCUUGAGAUAAAGGAAGAUGGCAGUUCACUAGUCAGUGAUGAUAGCAUAGAUCAAGAGAUCAGAAGGUUUGUGGCUGAAAAGGCCAAAGCAGAGAAAAGUAAAGACGGGGAUGUAUCGAGGAACAGUACCAUGGCAUGUACCCCACUUCAAGAUGAAGACAUUAAGGAAGGAAAAUCACUCUCUGUCACUCUCAGUCUCUCUGGACAAUCUCCUGAGGAGUCAGCCUCGACUUAUUUAAGUUAAGGGUUGCUUUUAUUUUUUAUAGUCAAGGCAAUUGGCAAUUUCAUAUUUUGGUCUUUGGCUCUUUUUUUGUUUUGUUUUUACCUUUUUCUUACAGGACAGAUUUUUUUUUUUAAGCUGAGAUGUUUUGCAGUGUUGCAGUGUUCUCCAAAAUAUGUAACAGUACAUGGAGGAAGGUUUAAGGUCACUUAUUUGAUUUACUAGUUAAGGGCAUUUCUUAUUUUUUUGCAGUUUAGACUAAAACGUAAAUCUGAGUAUUUUGCCAUUCUUUACUCAUGUUUCUCUUGAUUUUGUUUCAUGCUGUUACUGAAUAAUUGUAAUUACAGGUGUCAUAGUUUGAGUGAGUUGCUGUUCUUUAAAAUUGAAUUUGAGUUGUCCUGAAGAAGAUAGCUGCCAUGAAUUCUUAUUCAUACUGUUGUCUUUCUAAGAAGUGCCAUCUUUAUUGAAAACAAAAAGGACUUGUUGCUUUACAUGAAUGUUGUUCGUUUGUACCUUUUUGAGCAAAACAACAUCAGAGCACUGAUGUAAUGUUUUUUUUUUCAAUAAAGUUGU